Passer domesticus (house sparrow) is the source of this 1506-nucleotide messenger RNA. RefSeq lists its product as uncharacterized. The annotation marks the transcript as partial. The transcript is spliced from 2 exons. NCBI's taxonomy places the organism in Eukaryota, Metazoa, Chordata, Aves, Passeriformes, Passeridae. The record is from RefSeq and is a predicted model, not a curated record.
AUGGCCGGAUCAGCCAAUGGGAGCGCGGCGUGGGCUCGGUGUCGCCGUGCAGUGACAGGCUCGGGUGGCACCGAGGUGACAGCCACAGCCCCGCAAGCCUCGGGCCCCUCCUUCCCCCGCUCCCGUCCCGGUUCCUCCCGGCUACCCCGGUUCCUCCUCGGCCCAUCCCCGUUCCCAUCCCGUUUCCCUCCCCGGUUCCUCCCUGGUCCAUCCCCGCUCCCCCCGGUUCUUCCCCCGUUCCCAUCCCGUUCCUAUUCCGUUCCUAUCCCGUUCCCAUCCCCGUUUCUCUGCCCGGUUCCUCCGCCGUUCCCUUCCCCGUCCCUUUCCCUCCCCGUUCCCAUCCCCGCUCCCUCCCGCCCCCUCUCCCUCGCUCCCUCCCGAUUCCCUCCCGUUCCCUCCCCCGGUCCCUCCCCCGGUCCGCUUCCAUCCGUCGAUCCCUCCCCGGUCCAUUCUCGGUCCCUCCCGGUCCAUCCCUGGUCCAGCCCUCUCCCCCUCCAUCCCCCGGUCCCCCCCGGUCCCUCCCCGCUCCAUCCCCACUCAUUUCCCGGUCCUUUCGCCGUCUCUCUCCGGUCCCUUCCCCGUUCCAUCCUCAUCCAUUCCCCGAUCCAUCCCCGGUCCCUCCUUCUCCCCAUCAUCCCCAGUCUCUCCUCGGUCCCUCCCCCUCUCCAUCCCUCUCCCCGGUCCCUCCCCGGUCUCUCUGCUCUCCAUCCCCGCUCCAUCCCCGGUCCCUCUCCGCUCCCUUCCCCGUCUAUCCCCGGUCCCUCCCCGGUCUCUCCCCAUCCAUUCCCCGCUCCAUCCCCGGUCCCUCCCCGCCCCAUUCCCGGUCUUUCCCCGGUCUCUCCCCGGUCUCUCCCAGGUCCCUCCCCCGCUCCAUCCCUCUCCCCAUCCCUCCCUGGUCCCUCUCCGCUCCCUCCCCGCUCCAUCCCCAAUCCUCCCCCGGUCCAUUCCUCUCCCCGCCCCAUUCCCGGUCCCUCCCCGGUCCCUCCCCGGUCCCUCCCCGGUCCCUCCCCGGUCUCUCCCCGGUCUCUCCCCCGCUCCACCCCCGCUCCCUCCCCAUCCAUUCCUUGGUCACUCCCCGGUCUCUCUCCGGUGCCUCUCCAGUCUAUUCCCAUCCCUCCCCGCCCCAUUCCCGGUCCCUCCCGGUCCCUCCCCAUCCAUCCCUGCUCGAUCGCUGCUCCAUCCCCGUCCCUCCCCGUCCCUCCCGGUCCCUCCCAAUCCAUCCCUGCUCCAUCCCAGUCCAUCCCCAUCCCUCCCCAUCCAUCCCCAUCCAUCCCCAUUCCUCUUGGUCUAUCCUCGGUCCCUCCCCGGUCCCUCCCCAUCCCUCCCCGUCCCUCCCCAUCCCUCCUGCUCCAUCCCCGGUCCCUCCCCAUCCAUCCCGGUCCCUCCCCAUCCCUCCUGGUCUAUCCUCGGUCCCUCCCCAUCCCCAUCCCCAUCCCCAUCCCUCCCCAUCCAUCCCCAUUCCUCUUGGUCUAUCCCCGGUCCCUCCCCGGUCCCUCCCCGGUCCCU